AUGGCUUAUAACAGCAGUGUUUAUAAACACAUUUUACUAUUAAUCAUAAUAUUUAUAAUCAAUACGAAUGGUGUGUAUAAUAUUGAUGUGGGUGAGGGUGCGGUCAAAGUGGUGUCACCGGUGCCCAGACACCAACUCCUACUCCGACGGCUACUGCAAUAUAACAGUCGGCCCUACAAUAUGUGCUCAAACAGGGAUAAGGAGAGAAUGCAGCAAUGUGAUACUUAUGCCGCCGAUGAUUGGGAUAUCAGCGAGGUGCCCCAGCUGUAA
This is a messenger RNA of Oppiella nova, 270 nucleotides long. NCBI's taxonomy places the organism in Eukaryota, Metazoa, Arthropoda, Arachnida, Sarcoptiformes, Oppiidae. The record is from the annotation of a GenBank genome assembly.